UCAAAUUCUUCCCGCCAUUUCCUCUCUCUCUCUCUCUCUCUAGAAAUGGGUGCUGCAAGAUUUGGGAGUUCUUGGUAUUUCGGGGGGACGGAGGUGUUAAAACCCUAAUGCCUUGAUCUUGAUUUGCAGACGGACAGAAAUACAGAAAUCGAGAGAGAUCGAGGGAGAGUAUUAAGAAUGGGGAUACAAGGGCUUCUCCCUCAGUUGAAGUCGAUAAUGGCACCAAUCCACAUCAAAGAGCUAGCGGGCUGUUCUGUGGCCGUCGACACCUACUCUUGGCUCCACAAGGCUGCCUUAUCUUGCAGCAUUCAGCUAUGCAAGGGACUUCCCACGUCCAGGCAUAUUGACUAUUGCAUGCACAGAGUAAAUUUGCUCCGGCAUUAUGGAGUCAAACCUGUCCUUGUAUUUGACGGUGGCCUUCUACCAAUGAAAAUUGAACAAGAGAACAAGCGUGCGAGGGUGAGGAGAGAAAAUCUUGCACGUGCUAUUGAACAUGAGUCAAAUGGUAAUUCUGCUGCUGCUUUUGAGUGCUACCAGAAGGCUGUUGAUAUCUCUCCUUCACUUGCCCAUGAACUAAUCCAAGUCUUAAAACAGGAGAAUGUUUGCUAUGUUGUGGCUCCCUAUGAGGCAGAUGCUCAAAUGACCUUCUUGGCAGUCAGUAAACAGGUUGAUGCAGUUAUCACUGAAGACUCUGACUUAAUACCCUUUGGUUGUCCAAGAAUUAUCUUCAAGAUGGACAAGUUUGGGCAGGGUGUUGAGUUUCGGUAUUCUAUGCUCCACCAAAACAAGGAGAUAAAUUUUACUGGAUUCACCAAGCAGAUGCUUCUUGAGAUGUGCAUUUUAAGUGGCUGUGACUAUUUGCAAUCAUUGCCAGGAAUGGGCUUGAAGAGGGCUCAUGCACUUAUUAAGAAGUUUAAAAGCUAUGACAAGGUUAUUAAACACUUGAGAUACAGCAUUGCCUCAGUUCCUCCUCUUUAUGAGGAAUCAUUUAAAAAGGCUAUAUGGACUUUUCAGCAUCAACGAGUUUAUGAUCCAAUCACUGAAGAUAUUGUUCAUUUGUCUGACCUGUCUGAUGACAGUGGUGAUGAUUUAGACUUCUUAGGCCCAUUGCUCCCUCAACAUAUAGCGAAGGGAAUAGCAAAAGGUGAUCUUGAUCCAUUCACCAAAAUGUUGUUCCAGGGGCAGAAUGUAACCACUGGGGUGGUGCUUGAUCAAGCUUACCAGCUUGAGAGUUUUAAACCUGAAAGCGAAAGGAAGAAACUGGAUUUGCCUGUGCAGAAGAAUCUCCUGACUAAUUACUUCUGCUUUGCAUCCCUUGAAGCAAAAAGAAAAUUCCGGGCCCCUCAAAUCACACCCAAGGAUACAAAUCCGGUGAAUGGAUUUUCUCCCUGUGAAGGGGAAUAUGCUACUGAGAAGACUGCUGCUUCUAAAGCAAACUGCUCACCAGUGUCCUUGCUUAACUCUGAAAACUUGGACAAUGCAUCUCUUUCUAAAAAUUCUGUGGAAGAUGGUGCUAACCCUAAUGUUUUUGAGAAGUUGGGAUCUCCGAGUCGUGAUGCAAUUGAGGGCAAGAUGAGAACAGAUAACAGAAAGGUUGUUGUGAGGAGUUCAUACUUUCAGCGUAAGUCUGUAAAUGAGAUUGUUGACAAGAAGAAAGAAAAGCUCUUGGUUGAGAACGAAGUUGCUGCUGAUGCAGUCGAGAAUACAAUUCCUGAGAGUACUUCUUUAGAGAAAUACUGUUACAAAGGCACAUUCAUGAAAAGGAAAACCACUCAGAUCAACAGUAUUCAGGCAGAAAAUGAGGCAGCCAAGUUUGUGCAAACUGAUGCAUCUUAUCCCAGCAAAAAUGCAAUUGAUGGCAAAAUGAGAACAGAUGAGAGAAAGGCUAUUGUGAGCUCUUACUUUCAGCAUAAGUUUGUUGAUGAAGACAUUGAUAAUAAAGCGGAAAAGCUCUUGGUUGAGAGAGAAAUAGCUGCUGAUGCAAAUGAGAAUAGUCAGAACCCCAUUCCUGAGAGUUCUUUAGAGAAAUACUGUUUUGAAGGCAAAUUUACGAAAAGGAAGACCCCUCCAAUCAACAGUGCUCAGGCAGAAAAUAAGAAAGCCAAGUUUGUGCAAACUGAUGCAUCUUAUCCCAGCAAAAACGACUGCAUUGCUGACUCUGAUGACACAUUUAUGGAGGCAAAAGCACAAGAAGGAAAAUUUGGGUGUGACAUUGCUCAUUUAGGCAAUUAUUCUGACAUAGCAGAGAAGUCAAUGGAAAAAUUUGUUUCUGUAAUAUCAUCAUUUAGAUUCUCUUCAUCUGGUUCUCGUGCAAGUGGCCUCCGUGCUCCUCUUAAGGAUGUGCAGAACUAUUGUGUUAAUAGGUCAACUGUUGGCAUGGAUUUAAGCAAGUUUGCUUAUCAACCAAAUAACCGGAGUGACUCAGUAUCUCGCAGAGGCUAACUUUGGAUAGUAUUUAACUUGAACUUUCUGUUGGUUGACCAUUUGUGUUGGCCAUUUCUUGCUGCAGCUGGCACUAAAAAGGCCAUAGCCUUUUAGUUCUCUAUAAGUGGCACAAUCACUAGCUAUUUUUCUGGUUGGUCUUCUAAUUUUUGUUCUUAUUAUUUUGCUAUUAUUAUUAUUAUUCUUUGAUUGUGCUAGGUUAACUAUAUUUGGAAUCAUUCAAGAUGGGUUGGUUUUCUGGUUAUGCGGCUGUCUGCAAUUGUUAAUAUUUUUCGUGAGUUGAGAUAUAAGCUCUUGUAUUUUCAUUUAUUUGAAGCUCCUUGUGGAAUUCAACUGUGAAAAUUCGUCUGUAAUUGUUUUGCUUUGUAGGGCUCAAAAAGUUGUAAUUCUAGAUAUUUGUUUGGUUAUUAUUGAAGUACAUUGUACAUUUUAUGUUU
This is a messenger RNA of Malania oleifera, 2879 nucleotides long. Its product is annotated as exonuclease 1. The record is from RefSeq and is a predicted model, not a curated record. Bases 178 to 2442 code for a protein of 754 amino acids. Gene Ontology annotation, molecular function: metal ion binding; DNA binding; 5'-3' DNA exonuclease activity. The transcript is spliced from 16 exons. NCBI's taxonomy places the organism in Eukaryota, Viridiplantae, Streptophyta, Magnoliopsida, Santalales, Ximeniaceae.